Messenger RNA from Rotaria socialis, 1305 nucleotides. NCBI's taxonomy places the organism in Eukaryota, Metazoa, Rotifera, Eurotatoria, Philodinida, Philodinidae. The record is from the annotation of a GenBank genome assembly.
AUGACUAAUGAAAUAAAAAAUCUGCCUCCAUCAUUAGUGACACCAGAUGAGACAAUUGAUUUGAUAACUGACAGUACACCAUUGUCGAUCACAACCUCUCAAUACGAUCGAAACAAGAAAAACAAAUCAGACAUGUUAUUUACACGGAAAAUGCUAAUUCAACAACGUCUGAUGAGAUGGUGUGCAUUUAUUUUGUCACUUGGAACAAUAAUUAUAAUAUGGCGUUAUAUUUCUAUUUUAAUUCUUGCUGUUUGGUUAUCAAGUAUAUGCCGGCCCUUUCUUGAAUGGCUCGUGAAUCAUUUGCCUUUAAUGAAUCGAUGUCGGGAAAAAAGUUCUCGUUCGGCAAUAGCUGCAUUUUUACUGGUUUUUCUUGUCAUUGUUGUGAUAUUACCCAUUAUAUUAAUAAUAAUUGCGUUAACUGGUUCAACACUUGAUUUCGUUGCAAAUCUAUCGAAUUCAACAACAGCUCGCAAUGCAAUAAAUCUCCUUGUACCUCCAAUGAAUAAGAAUGAUCAUAAUAAUUCAAAAGAGUCAUCAUCAUUAAACUCUACAAAUGAAAGUUUUAUUGAUUUUAUAAAAGGUGGAAAAAAUGCGACAUUUAAUAUACUAGAGCGUUUUUUGAUUCAACGAGAUGCAAUCACAGACGUUGUACAAUUAUUUGGUGGAAAAGCUUUAUCAGUUUUGUCAACUGUUGCUGGAGCUACAGUACAAUUCAUCGUUGGUAUAUUAAUAUUUUUGGUAUCGACAUACACAUUUUUGUUAAAUGGUAUUGAACUUUGGGCAUGGACAGUAGCACAUGGUCCAUUAUCUGCAAAACACAUGAAUCGUCUUAAAAAUGCUUUUCAAGAAACAGGACGUGGCCUUUUAAUUGGUGUAUGUUUAACGUGUGCUGUCCAAGGAAUUGUUGCUGCUAUUGCUUAUUUAUGUUUACAAAUUCCCCGUUGGUAUGCGCUUGGUGUUUUAACUGGUUUUUGUUCAUUAAUUCCUAUACUCGGCACAGCUAUUGUUUGGAUUCCGAUAACUAUUGGUCUUUUUAUUCAACAAGCCUACUUCAAAGCAGUCAUUAUGAUUGUUGUCGGAGUUUUAGCUAUUGGAUCUGUUGAUAAUUUACUUCGACCAUUUUUUUCAAAAAUGGGUUCAUUACAAAUGUCAACUCUAUUGUUAUUAUUAACAAUUUUCGGUGGACUAGAAUUAUUAGGAGCAUGGGGGGCUCUUCUAGGUCCUCUAAUUGUUCGAUUAGCUACUGAAGCAAUUAUUCUUGUUCGAGAAGAUGAAGAUGACCAAGAACAAAAUGAAGUAUCAUAA